AAAACAGCCUUCAUCCAGUGGAGUUGACACAGUAAGGACUGGCGUGUACAGCAGCCAACCCAGAGAUGAGUGUGUCAACGUGUCAGAUGAUGGAACGUUACAACCAGCAGGGAUUCCUCUCUGCUGUACCGGUCCUAGACGACACAGAGCUGAGGGAGGCCAGACAGGCCUUCAACCAACUGGAGAGAGAGUUCGGUGAGGAGUAUACCCAGUACAGUCUCCACAACGUGCACCUGCAGUACCCCUGGGUGAUGAGCCUGGCCAAACACCCCCACAUCCUACAGGUGGUACAGUCCAUCCUGGGCUCUGAUGUCAUCCUGCUAGACUCACGCUUCAUCUGCAAGUACCCAACAACCCCCACACCCCACAACACAGCCACACAGGCAGGAAAUGAUGCCAUCGCUCUGACCAGUGAGGAGGAAGUGAGGUCAUCAGAGAAGGACCAACAGAGUGAGACUGGGCUGCCCUUCGUGGCCUGGCACCAGGAUAUGAGGUACUGGGGAAUAGCUGGGGGUCCAGUCCUGUCUGUGUGGCUGGCUCUAGACGACUCACUGGCAGAAAACGGAGCCUUGAAGGUCAUCCCAGGAAGCCACUGCUCGGGCAUGCUGCCCCACCAACUCGCCACCCGCCAAGGAAACAUGCUGUCAGUCAACCAGGAGAUCCCUGAGGAGCUGGUGCAAACAGACAGCGCUCUACUCUGCCCCCUGCUGGCUGGGCAGAUGUCUAUCCAUGAUGGGUUCCUGGUCCACGCCAGUGACCCCAACACAUCACAGAAGAGACGCUGUGGCUUCGUGAUCCGAUACGUCCCUACCUGUGCCUACCCUAUACAGGACCCAGACCGCCCCAGACGUUUCCAUGCUACAGUGAUGGCCAGUGGAUCAGACCAGUUCAGUCACUUCUCCACCUAGCUAUGAUGAGCCUUACACCACAACUCCAACCAUAUCCAUACCGAUCGCAUUAUUGUAUUACUGUCUGCUACUUAGAGGAUCCUAAUGAUGCUGUGUUCACCUUGAUGACUUACUGCUGUGUUCACCUUGAUGACUUACUGCUGUGGUCACCUUGAUGACUUACUGCUGUGGUCACCUUGAUGACUUACUGCUGUGGUCACCUUGAUGACUUACUGCUGUGUUCACCUUGAUGACUUACUGCUGUGGUCACCUUGAUGACUUACUGCUGUGGUCACCUUGAUGACUUACUGCUGUGGUCACCUUGAUGACUUACUGCUGUGGUCACCUUGAUGACUUACUGCUGUGGUCACCUUGAUGACUUACUGCUGUGGUCACCUUGAUGACUU
Messenger RNA from Salvelinus fontinalis (brook trout), 1294 nucleotides. RefSeq lists its product as uncharacterized. Bases 66 to 908 code for a protein of 280 amino acids. Lineage: Eukaryota; Metazoa; Chordata; Actinopteri; Salmoniformes; Salmonidae. The transcript has 6 exons. The record is from RefSeq and is a predicted model, not a curated record.